Olea europaea var. sylvestris is the source of this 372-nucleotide messenger RNA. Its product is annotated as dirigent protein 22-like. The record is from RefSeq and is a predicted model, not a curated record. The transcript is spliced from 2 exons. Lineage: Eukaryota; Viridiplantae; Streptophyta; Magnoliopsida; Lamiales; Oleaceae. Bases 1 to 372 code for a protein of 123 amino acids.
AUGGCUCGCUCCGAUGGCGAAGACAAAGAAAUCGGGUUUCGACUAAUUCUUCAGUUGGCUGGCCGGAUUUCUGAACGUGACGAUAUCGAUGUCUUACAAUGGAACAAAGAUUAUUUGCUUGGAACAAAGAUUUCUGAACCGAAUACACGUGUCCUAAUAUCGAUUGUCUUCACAAAUGAGGAGUACAAAGGUAGCACUUUUGAAAUACAAGGAAGCAGUGCUCAAUUUGAGAGGGUUAAAGAAGUAGCCAGAGUUGGUGGCACCGGAAUAUUCCGUCUCGCAAGCAGUUACUCGACUUUUGAGAUGAUUCAUUAUGAUGCGACAACUUACUAUGCAGUUAUUCAAUGCAAUGUUACUAUAUUACACUAUUGA